UCCCAGAAUCCCUUUCGUUCCGCGCGCAGACUCUCAGAGGGUGGACGAAGCAGAGAGGAGACGGUAGAAAUGAGUUGUAGAGGAGAAAUAUGACAUUUACAAGUGUCAUUUUCUUCCUCUUUAUCCCGGUUACCAGGUUAGAUAUUUUCUGAACUUGGACCGACCACCUCCGUGGGACAUUCGGGCAGGAAAAAGCCCCGGAAAGGCGCUUCCUUCGGACCGGAGCCGUCGACACUUUGAUAACCGCUAGAAUGCCGCGGGACAACAAAACCCCCCUAAUCCAGAAAAUAGCGAAGCAGGCCAACGUGGCCUUCAAAGGGAUGAAGACUUCGGCCAACGGGGAUAACAAGGUGGUGGCGGAUAAACUGAUCUCCCUGGUGACCGCCGUCAGGGCCGCGGACCUGAAGAUCGCUCCCCGCAGAGGCAAAGGCGGCUCCGGGGCGGCGGGGCUCCAGAGCCCCCCGGUCACGUACAUGCACAUCUGUGAGACGGAGGUGUUCAGCAUGGGGGUGUUCCUGCUGCGGCCCGGCGCCUCCAUCCCGCUGCACGACCACCCGGGCAUGAACGGGAUGCUGAAGGUUCUGUACGGAAAGGUGAAUGUCCGAUGUUUUGACAAGCUUGAGGGUGGCUCCACCAAGACCGGCGCGUCUCCUCCCUUCGAGCCUCCUCUGGAGCCGCUGCAGAGGGCCUCCGUGUGGCGCUCCGUGCUCCGCUCCGUCGCCCAGUACUCCGAGGAGAGCGGGCCGUGUCUCCUCACUCCUGUUCGGGACAACCUCCACCAGAUCGACGCCGUGGAGGGGCCUGCUGCUUUCCUGGAUAUCCUGGCCCCUCCCUACAAUCCAGACGACGGGAGGGACUGUCACUAUUACAAACUGCUGCAGACGGCAGCGGAAGAAGGAACUGUGGCGAAGGGAGGCCAGAAGGAGAAGGACGAGGAGGUGUGGCUGCUAGAAAUCCCUCAGCCAGAGGACUUCUGGUGUGGCGGGGAGCCUUACCCCGGCCCAGCCGUGGUGAUCUGAGGGGUGAGCCCUCUGUCCAUUCACGUGGAGAAACGCAGGUCACCUGGAAUCCAAACGGACCCAAAGCCUCGCUUGAAGGUUCUACUUCAGGCCCGGUUGCAUCCACUUCCCAGACUGCAUCCGACAGUUGUGCUGCCUUGUACACAAUGAAUGUUUUCUGCCAAAUGGUGUGUGAGUGACGUUCAGCUCCUCUGCUGGGCCUCAUCGCCGCUGCAGAGAUCCUCCACAUCGUCACGUGUCUUAAUGCCAAAGCCUGUAACUGAACUCCAGCUGCCUUAUGUGCCAAUGUUUGUCUACGUAUCCAGAAGAAGAUUUUUUAUUAUUAUUGACGUUCACACUACAGUAAACACAUAUAUGCACAUACUUUAUCGUCUCGUAACGCCUUUGUCUUAACCUACACUACAGUAUUAUCUUAAUAAAGCCGACACUUUGAUAUUUGUGUCGUACGUCUGAUCCGGAGGUUCCAUUUGAACUUUGACACAUUUCCAUCACAAACAGCUGUGUCUUCUAAGCAGUUUUUGAAAGUCAGGGAGCUGCCCGCUAUUUGAAGGCCAAACUCAAGAUGGCAGCUUCAUAACAGGAAGUAAGAGCGGAUUUUACUGUUCGGCUGAUCCUCGUCUCUUACAUCUUAUAGAGGAUGUUUCUUCUGGCUUCAGUAACUGGAACUCAUGUAACUGAGUGAUUUUCAGUGCAGAUCACAGCUUCUAAACUCCACUCAGAAGAUCCUGUUGAAGCCUCAUCCCAAACCAAAAUGUCUUUGAGACGUUUCUUCAUCACUGUUCCUGUCAAGUCACUGUAUGUUAUCUGAGACUCUUCUUUGCUCUGUCAUAUGUUACACUGCACAAAGUUCUUUGUCAAAAGCAUAUUAUUUGGAUGUUUCUAUGUGGAACAAUAAAACAGAAGAGUGAAGACCA
Messenger RNA from Oryzias melastigma (Indian medaka), 1933 nucleotides. RefSeq names its product 2-aminoethanethiol (cysteamine) dioxygenase a (gene adoa). Bases 252 to 1019 code for a protein of 255 amino acids. NCBI's taxonomy places the organism in Eukaryota, Metazoa, Chordata, Actinopteri, Beloniformes, Adrianichthyidae. Gene Ontology annotation, molecular function: oxidoreductase activity, acting on single donors with incorporation of molecular oxygen, incorporation of two atoms of oxygen. The transcript is spliced from 2 exons. The record is from RefSeq and is a predicted model, not a curated record. Gene Ontology annotation, cellular component: mitochondrion.